Tarenaya hassleriana is the source of this 853-nucleotide messenger RNA. Its product is annotated as vegetative cell wall protein gp1-like. Lineage: Eukaryota; Viridiplantae; Streptophyta; Magnoliopsida; Brassicales; Cleomaceae. The transcript has a single exon. The record is from RefSeq and is a predicted model, not a curated record. Bases 105 to 668 code for a protein of 187 amino acids.
ACCGACUUUGGGUUACCAUUUUACAGAUCUCUUCCUUCUCCUCUAUCUUCUCAAGUCAUCACAUUUUCCAUACACAGCGAGAAAUUGAGUGUUGGAUCUUCCAGAUGGCGAAGCUCCUCGGCAUUAUCCUUGCGGUUCUACUAGUUGCGGAACUCGCGUUCGGUAUGCUUCCGCCUGAUUUUUCCCCGGCUCCGUCGCCGGAUCUGGGCGCCGACGCAGCAGAUUUGCCUCCGGUUCUGGCUCCGACACCGGAAACCGGAUCUCCGCCAUCUCCAGUCUCUCCUUCCCCUGCGGAGUCUCCGAUUGAGCAUUCAUCUCCGCCGGAGCCUGAAUCCGAACACUCUCCGUCUCCUGCACCGGCGAAUUCUCCGUCGAGCUCUCCGCCGACACCAGAGGAAGCAGCGUAUCCAUCUCCUCCGUCUCCGACUCCGGCUCCGGAACCAGAACCUAGCGAGGCCAGCGAUGUCAGCCACAGCGAAAUCACCGCGACCGAUGACGACGAAUCCUCCGGCGGCGGUGGAGGAAUGAGCGGCGGGAAGAAGGCCGGGAUCGUGGUGGGAGUGUUUGCGGCGGCGUGUGUGGUCGGAGUCGCAGGAGUUGUGUACAAGAAGCGGCAGGAAAAUAUCCGCCGAUCACGGUACGGAUACGCCGCGAGAGAGCUUCUGUGAAGAAAGAGAGAGAUCGGCGAUGAGAGAGAGCCGAUUCUCCGCCGUAGAUCUCUGAUUCUUUUGUUAGUUCAAAUUCAAAUCCACCAUUUUUUUUUUGCCUUUCGUGUUCGUGUAAUCACUAAGACUUUGAAUUUGAAAUUCCUACCGUUUGGUAAUUGAAAUUCAAUUCUUUAUAUGUUAGAUUU